Molecule: messenger RNA, 496 nt
Organism: Penaeus indicus
Lineage: Eukaryota; Metazoa; Arthropoda; Malacostraca; Decapoda; Penaeidae
Exons: 2
Coding region: 53-496 (147 amino acids)
Source: RefSeq, a predicted model, not a curated record
GCAGAAUAGACGCUUAGUCAUCCAUCAACUGGAUUGCAGAAAUUCUAGAGUCAUGAAUACCCACAGCAUUUUAAUCCGCGGUGCCUCCGUGCUGUUCCUGACGUACAUGGUGUCCGCCGUCCCACAAGGAUACGGUUCCGGAGGCGACGGCGGGCUGGGAGUCGAUCUCGGCGGCACAGGAGGCCACGGCGGCAGCGGUGUUGGAGGCGGCAGUGUGCUUCCUUUCGUCUUUGUCGGCAAGGGUGUGCUUCCUGAAGGUGCCAUUGGUGGUGGUGCCUCUGGUGGCGCUGCUGGGGGAGUUAUUGGUGGAGAAUACAGCGCACCAAGUGCUGGUGUUGCCGGAGGCGUCAACGCUGGAGUCGCUGGAGGCUUCGAUGGUAGUGUUGCUGGAGGCACUGCUGAUGUUGCCAUCGGCGAGGAAUACACCGCUCCGGCUGUAGUCCCCGAAGUCUCACCUGUCAGCCCCCCUGGCAGCGAAUAUGCUGCACCACACUAA